AAUAUUAGCUACUCUUCCAAGCAUGACCGCUCCAUCACAUUUAUGCAAAUACCUUAACAGAGGUCAGUCACAACCCAGAUACACACCUAGCCACACCACACACACUUCUGCUUACAACUUUACUGAUAGAACUCAGCACCUCCAAGCAGAAGGGCAACAUGAAGAGCUUUGAUAAGUCACUGGAGAUAGAAACAGAGGAGGAAGGUAAUGCCCAGAAGCAAGAAAAUAACUCAGAAGCAUCCCAUAAUGUAACCCCACUUCUGCUGGACUCAUGGAAGCCAUACAAGGGAACCCGUGCAAAUGUCAAAGGGCAGCUGCUAAAGCUGAGAGAUUGUUUGGAAAGCGUCUGUGGGAUUCAGUGGUAUGGAUUCGCUACUUUGGGCAUUUUGACAGCCGUCCUAAGUUUCCUCAUGGACUUCAGUGUGGCAAAGCUGCUGCAAGCUCAUCUGUGGCUUUAUGGAAAGCUGGAAGGGCACAUUCUGCUGCAGUUCCUCUGCUGGACUCUAUACCCAGCAUGCAUCUGUGCUUUCGCCUCAUCUUUCUCCCAUAACAUCUGUCCCUUCUCCACAGGCUCCGGUGUACCAGAAGUGAGAACCAUGCUGUCUGGCAUUGAAGUGCCUCAUUACUUGUCUCUCACUAAUAUGUUCACUAAGUUUCUGGGUCUUACCUGCACACUGGCUGCAGGCAGCACUGUUUUCCUUGGCAAAGUUGGUCCAUUUGUGCAUCUUUCCACCAUGUUAGGAGCCUAUUUGGACAGGCUUUGCAGACUCAUUCAAGGCAAAAAGAAGGAUGCAGGAACAGAGAUGAUGGUUGUAGCUGCUGCGGUUGGAGUAGCAAGCUGCUUUGGAGCGCCCGUCAGUGGUGUGCUGUUCAGUGUGGAGGUGAUGAGCUCUCACUUUGCCCUGAGGCAUUACUGCCCGUGUUUCUUCUCGGCUGCCUGCGGGGGUCUGACCUUUCACUUGCUGUCGGUGUGGAGCAGAGAUGGAGAGACUCUUCAGGCGUUGUUCAAAACCAAUUUCCCCACCGCUACACCUUUCUUCCCACUGGAGAUCCUGCUGUUUGCUUUACUGGGGCUGCUGUGCGGGGCCGGGAGCCGCUUCUACCUCUUCUGCCACCGCUGGAUCCUGAAGUUCACCAAAACGAAUCGGGUCUUCCUUACGAUGCUGACAACAGAGAAGGGUCUGUACUCUGGUCUUGUUGUUUUCUUUCUGGCAUUGCUGACGUUUCCCCACUCCGCAGGUCAAUACCUGGCCUCUAAGUGCACCACAAAGCAGCUCCUCACUUCCCUCCUGGACAGCAGACAAUGGAGCUCUCAGUCCCACAAUGCAUCUGUGCGACUGGAGCUGGACUCGCUGGAGUGGAGCUCGUCGGGCGCCCCCAUUUUCCUGUCCUUGGCUUUCUUUCUGCUCAUGAAGAUGUGGAUGUUGGUCCUGGCCUGCACGCUGCCUCUGCCAGCGGGUUACUUCAUGCCUGUGUUUGUCUAUGGUGAGUGACGGGACACAACCUAAACAAGAUGUUCAGCUUAUUUCAACACAAAACUUGCGAUACUUGUGAAUAAGCUGACCUGAACAUCGAUGAGCAGCUAAUUUGAUCAUUGCUUCUGCCUCGUAGGUGCAGCCGCCUUCUCUGGUGCUGUCACCCACACUCUGUCCCCGGCUCUGCUGGCCGUGGAGCUAACAGGGCAGGUCACCCACGCUGUGCCUGCCCUCCUGUCCACUCUGCUGGCCAACGCCCUGGCACGCUCCAGGAACGGCCUGUCUUUCUACGACGGCCUUUCUAUCAGUAAGAAGCUCCCACACCUGCCCUCGCUGAAGAAGGCGUGUCCACAGCUUCCGUCCACACCACUGGGGCAGGUUAUGGGGGUGAAAUCAGUGCAGCUUCAGAAAGCAGCUGGGCCAGCAGAGGUUCAGUCUGCUGUCAGCAACAGCAGUGAAGCACAAAUCCCCGUGGUGGACUCACACGAGUCGCAGGUGUUUCUGGGCUGCGUUCUGCGGUCGGAGCUGCUGCUGUUCCUGCAUCGCUGUCAGACUCAGCGCAUUGAGGGACGACUGGACGAGGUCUGCAGCAUACGUCCAAACUCGGUUGUGGUCUCGCCUCACAACACAGUGCAGGAGGCCUACAACAUGCUGAGCGUUGCUCCAGCUCAGACCAUAUUUGUGGCUGACAGAGGAAAGCUGGUGGGACAGAUCACAUGGUCAGAGAUGAAACAAAUUUUGGUAGGCUUGGCCAAGGACAUCUAAGCAGCGUCAACAUGGGAUCGGCACUUCCUGUCAUCAAAUUUAACCUGACAUGAAUAGCAUCUCUCUCUGAUUAGCACGCGACAAAGCCUACAUCCGAUAAUGCUAUCACUCCUUCAUUCCCCAAGUGUAACAAUGUUUGCACAUCAACAAAACUGUAAUUAACUGUCGACUCCGAUGGAAAAUAUUCAUUAAAGCUCUUUUUUGCCUUUAAUUGUAAUCAGCGGUCCAGACAAGCGAGAGCGCACAUCAUUCACUGAUCUGUACUUUUUGACAUGGUAAUGAGAUAAAUACUACUAAUAUUCAGCAGAUGUGAACACAAAGGCUGUUUUAGUAGCUUAUUCACCAGUUGCCACAAUGAAAUCUGUGCUGUUUUCUUCUUCUGAUAAGCAAGUCUCACUCAGUGUUUGCUGCUGAGCUACACGUUUGUGCGAUGGAGCAGUGCAUCACAGAGCAUUUUUUAUAAAGUAUAUUAUAUAUAUUCUUUCUCACAAUUAUGCACUAUUUAUGUUGGUAUCCUGCAUAAAAUCCCAAUGAAAUACACUGAAGGGCUUGGUUGUAACAUGACAGAAUGGUGUGAAAGUGCUCUGCUGUGGACUGUUCCUCUCUGUUUAAGCUGGCUUUGAGGGCACAGAGACCUCAUAUUACUUUAGAGAUGUUUCAGUUUGUGAGGUAAUUUCCUACCGUAGCGGUGUCAGACUUGCCUUCACCAUUAAAAAGAAAAAAUGCCAAAGACGGUUUAAAGCUUUUUCUGCAAUGUUUUCCUAAAAUAUUUUUAUGCGCAUAUUUCCUUUGCCUCUCUCAGUGUCAUGUCUGCUUCCUAAAUAACCCCAGAUGUCAUGUUGCAGAGGGGAAAUAGACCUUCAUUACUUCUGUACUUUGCUGAAGGGCUGCGAUGAGUCACUGGAAACCAUUUGUUAAAGUGCAUCUACUGUCUGAUCUCCUCAAACAGCAGGGGGGAAGCAGCCACGAUGCGCAGCACAGCGUCAUGUUGUACAGACAUCCCUCGAAAGAUUACGAUGACAGGUCGCACCAACCGCUCCUUUCAACGUCCCCCUCACUUUUUCUUUCCCUCCUCUCUGUAACACGCAGGGCUGCUGACGUACGUACAGAAACACACACCAAUGAUGCGUGAGCGACUCCUUUACUCCCUCGCUGUAUUUCCUAAACCUUGCCGUUUCUCCUCGCUGCACCUGGGGCUUUCAGAUAGAAAAGUGUGAAUUAUAGCUAAUCAUGUUUCUGACUCAGAUAGAUAAUUGGAUGGAGGACAUUUUUUUCACUUGAGAAGUCUUACAGGACAGAUUUUUCUUUUUUUUCUGUUAUUCUCACUUAGUCAAGGUCAGCUCUUUAGUCCUUCAAUGUGAGGACUGAAGUCAUUGUUCUCCCUCCUCCGCUAUAUUAUCUCCUUAGUUUCAUGAACACCGAAAAUAAUCCUACAUAAGUUCCUCUGUUUCUUGUGCAUCUCUCCUCUUGUCUUUUCUAAGACAGAGGAGUUCUGGUUCUGCUAGAGGUUUCUUCCUGUUAAAGGGGAAUUUUCCUCUCCAUUGUUGCUCAGUGUGAGGGAUUGCUGUGAAGUCAAUGACUCGAUGCAAUUUGUUGGAUUUUCUUAGAUACUGUAAUUUUUGAUAACUAGGAUCGGAAUCUGUGUGUGAUUAAAGUGAUUUUUUCUUUUUAAUUUAGUUGUAGUGACA
Messenger RNA from Poecilia latipinna (sailfin molly), 3928 nucleotides. RefSeq names its product chloride channel K (gene clcnk). Gene Ontology annotation, biological process: chloride transport; transmembrane transport. The record is from RefSeq and is a predicted model, not a curated record. Gene Ontology annotation, cellular component: plasma membrane. The transcript has 19 exons. Lineage: Eukaryota; Metazoa; Chordata; Actinopteri; Cyprinodontiformes; Poeciliidae. Gene Ontology annotation, molecular function: voltage-gated chloride channel activity.